Liolophura sinensis is the source of this 4313-nucleotide messenger RNA. Its product is annotated as ras guanyl-releasing protein 3-like. The record is from RefSeq and is a predicted model, not a curated record. Gene Ontology annotation, molecular function: calcium ion binding; guanyl-nucleotide exchange factor activity. Gene Ontology annotation, cellular component: plasma membrane. Bases 169 to 2520 code for a protein of 783 amino acids. The transcript is spliced from 19 exons. Lineage: Eukaryota; Metazoa; Mollusca; Polyplacophora; Chitonida; Chitonidae. Gene Ontology annotation, biological process: Ras protein signal transduction.
CAUGGCGGCGAUGUGACAGAUCCAAACUGUCAUCUCGUUGGAAUAAAAGUCUAUUAUUUUGACAUGGUUGAAAAUCUCAAGGCUGGUACUGUGGUGAAAAGUUUGGAGUGUGGAGGUGUUACCAGCUACAUGUAGAGAGUGCAGUUGGCCCGCAGCAGAUGAUGGUUGAUGUCUACUACAGAAUACUCUGGACACCUGAACAUGGAUGGCCCUAGUACCGCUGUGUGUUUUGGCAGUGUGGGGAAGACAUUACCCGAGGUGGGCAGUGCUGACAAGCUGAGCACCCCUGGUGACUGCCCCAGUACCCCUCCUUGCAGCAGUCUUCCACCAGCCUGCUACAUGGAGGAGGAGAAACCCAUCAUUCCUGGGGUGACCGUCAGAGCUGCACCAGCAGAAAAACUUGUCCAACUGGCUGUUGAAUCUUUCAGUGAGGAUGGGGUAAUCAAGGACCAUUGUGAGUAUCCACGGGUGUUUUUUCUGAUGCACAAAUGGUUCCUCUCAUCAAAUGACCUAGCUGAAGCAUUUGUUGACUUAUACCAGAGCUGUGAUGAGACCAUUGCCUGUACCAAGCCCACCUGUUUACAUGCUGCUUGUAACACUGACUGCGAGAUCUUCCGCUACAAAGCCAAGAUUUGCCAUGCUGUGCGGUAUUGGAUAAAGAAUUUUCCAGUGCACUUUGACCUUGAUACUAAAUUGCGAGAGGUUGUUCAGAAUUUCCGCUCUGUGCUCAAAUCUGAAGACAGCAGGCAGUUUGAGAUGGUUGAUCUAUCCAAAGUCCCAUCCUAUGAAUGGAUCCGAAACAUGUCCGUACGGAACACAUCUGUCCGUCAACAUCGGAAAGUGUCCCUUGUUUUCAACCAUCUGGAGUCUGAUGAACUUGCUGAACAACUCACCUUCUUAGAAUAUAAAGCUUUCCGCAGGAUCACAUUCAGUGAUUUCAAACACUAUGCAAUUCACGCCUCUCUGAAGGAGAACCCCAAACUGGAGCGUUCCAUUGCGCUGUUUAACGGACUUUCCCAGUGGAUACAGUGUAUGGUGCUCAGUAAGACAACCCCUCAGCAGAGGGCUGAUGUCAUUAUCAAGUUUGUGAAUGUGGCCAAGAGAUUAAAAACUCUGCAGAAUUUCAACACUUUGAUGGCUGUUGUUGGCGGACUAACACACAGUUCCUUGGCCCGCCUAGCAAAGACCAAUGGGUGCCUGUCAUCAGAGAAGCAGAAGACUCUGAUGGAGUUCACAGAGCUGCUCUCCUCCAACAACAACUUCAGUAAUUACAGACGAGCCCUGGCUCAGUGUACAGGAUUCCGCAUCCCUAUCCUUGGUGUUCAUCUGAAGGACUUGAUCUCCUUACACAUAGCCUUACCUGACAGAGUGGAGGGGAACUUGAUCAACUUCAGAAAGAUGGCUCAGUUAUCCAUCAUACUGGAGGAGUUGACCAAACUACAGCAUGAAUCUGUACCUGUAGAGGCCAAUAUGGACCUCAUCAACACCAUCAAAUUAUCCCUAGAUCUUCAUUACACAGAAGAUGAGAUAUAUGAGCUGUCCCUGGCGCGGGAACCUCGUAGUUCUUUGUCCUCACCCUCUACUCCCACAAAACCAGUAGUGUUUGCUGACUGGGUUGCAGGAGUUAGUCCCCCUGAUCCAGACACCAUCAAUAAGCAUGUACACAAUAUGGUUGAGGCUGUGUUCAAGAACUAUGAUCAUGACAAGGAUGGCUUUAUAUCCCAUGGAGAGUUUGAUGCAAUCGCUGGCAACUUCCCCUUCAUUGAUUCAUUUUGUGUUCUGGAUGCCGACGAAGAUGGCAUGAUAAGUAAGAUGGAGAUGAAGACGUAUUUUAUCCGAGCAAACUGCCAUGCACUGAGAAGCAGCUUCAAGCAUGAUUUUCAUGAAGCAACCUACUUCAAACCUACCUUCUGUAUUCACUGCACAGGUUUGCUAUGGGGGCUAAUUAAGCAAGGCUGGAAAUGCAAAGACUGUGCCAUAAAUGCUCACAAGCACUGUAAAGACUUGGUAGUCAUGGAGUGCCGGGGAAAGAUGGGGUCAACAGGGAGGCGAACGGACUCCAUGUUAAAUGGCUCAAUGUCUCCAAAUGACUUAACCCUUUCAACCAAGAGAAAGAUGUCCCAGCGGCAGCGAAUGCGGCGAAUCGACCAAUCCACACAGACAAACAGUCGAGACUUCAGCCACGAUGGUGUCAGCCUGGCCUCGCACAGCAGUGGCAGAAGCUCUGGACAUUUCAGCUCCUGUUCGUACAGUAGCGUCAGUACAGACUCUGGCAUUGGGCCCAUCCCGGACGUGGAGUACUGCGAAGAUCCCACCCAGCUUCAUGAACGUCUGCUCAGAGCAGAAGAAGCUAGAGAAAAGCUGAUGGCCGAAAAUGAGAAGCUGCGCUCCAAACUAGAUGUGGCCACUGAUAACAUAUUUACACUAAAGUCCCACAUUGGAUUGAUUCGUCAGCACACCAUCAAUUUUAUCCUCAACCAGAUGGACACCUUGCACCUUCAGAGGGACACAGAGGUCUAACAGAAACCAGAUGGACACCUUGCGCCUUCAGAGGGACACAGAGGUCUAACAGAAACCAGAUGGACACCUUGCACCUUCAGAGGGAUGCAGAGGUCUAACAGAAACCAGAUGGACACCUUGCACCUUCAGAGGGACACAGAGGUCUAACAGAAAAUACAAGUGCAUAGCCAUCAGGAUUGAGUUUGGAUCUUGGGGGAAGAGGGACAAUGUUAUAUCAAAUAAGGCAAAUUGUUAAGGAAAACAAUAGACAUUGUGAUGUUACACUGUGUGCAGUAACAGAAACAUUGACACAAUGUCCAGUACAACCCUCUUCAUAAUUCUUGCAUGCUCUGAUAUGGCUAGUUCCAUUAAAAAACCACAUGAAUAUGAAGCAUGUAGAAUUAAGAAGAUCACUUCUUUAAAUUGUGCAAUUUUCUUUCACACAUUUUCACAUUUUGGUUGGUGGGGGGUGGGGGGCUAUUUUGGCUGGCCCAGUGUCCUGUUGUUUCCUGUGGUCAGGUCUACAUAUUGUCCUCUUCCUUGUAUUGUCAUGUAGGCUGUAUGGUCUCUAGACUAGUCAACCUGUAGCCAGGUUAACACCACCUAAGGGCAUCAACAACCAUAGAUUUAGAGGCUAUAGAAAUACUCUGAACAGCACAUUGUACAUAAGUGUUCGUUGUUAUCUCUGGGUGAAUCUAACAGCAACAUAGGCCAUUCCAGAGCAGCUGUAUGUGUGUGUAUGCCUGUAGUGCUGUUAGCAGCCUUUACUUCAGCAGAGCCACUGUCCUGGGGAGUAAUUACAGAAUUUAACAUGGGCUAGCUCACACUCCUUACAUGUACUUCAAAUCCAGUUUACAUAAUUACCAUAAUGGUGGUGUGUGUUAGUUGAUCCUUCAGUCUCUGAGCCAGUUUUAUAUGAAUCUAUAUGAUACUGUCUGUGUUUGAUGGAACACUUGAUGGACUUGCCAGUUUCCUUGGAUCACUGUAGCCCUGGACCGGACAGCCUGCCUUGUCAAAUACAACCUUUAUAGCUAGUGCCAUGUGAAGGUGUAGGUAUACGACAUUCUCAUAUCAACUUCUCGAAUAAAAAUAGUUCAGGUCUGUUUCAUAAGCCGCAUUCAGAUGAUGUGAUUUGUUGAUUAGUACAACCACAAGAAAUAGUGCAUGUUUUUAUUUUUCAUUUGACUAGUCGAUUAUGAUAACUUAAUAAGUGCAUUGUGUGAACACAGCUUUCUUUAGCAGGCAUAUGUCCGCAGAACAAAUGCUCCAAACUUCAUCCCAGGAUAUACAGUGUAACCCUCUCGAUACCUACCUGAUCAGCUGGUGUCACGUGGUCUCUUCUUUCCGUUCUUUGUCACUUUCAGUUCGGGAUUUCACAUGUUGAGGCUGAACUGCAUUAGAAUCUCAAAUACACAAUAGAUUUCCCUUAUUGAGAUACAGGUUCUCCUUAAAUUAAGAAUGUAAAACUUUUCACACCCUUUUCAACUUGAUAUUGAGCCAGCUUGACACAUUAUCAUGCACCAUAUUCAGUGUUUCCAUUAGAGGAUGUUUCAAGCUGGGAACUUUUUCAAUAGUUUAGGUUUAUGGCUUCACAAAUUCUAUUAUUCCAUUUCCUGUGUGAAAUGUUUCUGUACAUAAAGAUAAUAUUUCAUAUUACUGCUGAUGGUGCUAGAUGUUAUGGUUUUAUUCAUUUUGUUACCAGAAUGUUAUCUAGUCUCUGACUGAAUUAGGGGUCACUUUACCAGGGGAUUGUUCAAACACUGUGGUAAUUCUGUACAUUUAAUAUUUGUUGCACAAUUACAUAAUGUGUAGAG